AUGGCAGAUACUAUCCAAGAUGAAGGUUUUCGCAUCGAGACAGACGCUCUUGGUUCGAUGCAAGUCGCCAACGACAAACUAUGGGGCUGCCAGACUCAAAGAUCCUUGCAGAACUUCGAUAUCAAUCGCCCACGAGACCUCAUGCCCCCAACACUGAUCAAAGCCUUCGGAAUAUUGAAAGGAGCUGCAGCUGCAGUCAAUGUAAAACACCGAGCCCUUGACUCAAGGCUCGGUGAGGUGAUACAGCAAGCUGCAGCAGAGGUGGCCUCUCUAGAGCUGAUCGACCACUUUCCCCUGGUGAUCUGGCAGACCGGAUCAGGAACGCAGACGAACAUGAAUACGAAUGAAGUCAUAUCGAAUAGGGCAAAUCAGAUCUUAGGACAUCCUUUAGGGAAGAAAUAUCCUGUGCAUCCCAACGACCAUGUGAAUAAGUCGGGUUCAUCCAAUGACGGUACAGCAACAGCAAUGCACAUCGCAGCUGUCCUUGAUAUCGUCCAUGUCCUGCUUCCCAGCCUCGCAGAGCUAACAGAAACCAUGUGGCAGCGUGCCAAGGACUUCGACGACAUCAUAAAGGUCGGACGAACUCAUCUUCAAGAUGCUGUACCUCUAUCACUUGGUCAGGAAUUCUCCGGAUUUGCGACACAGCUGGAAUAUGGUGACAAGAGAGUGCGGCUUUCCCUUGAAGCCCUACGAGAGCUUGCCAUGGGAGGAACUGCCACAGGGACUGGCUUGAACACUUACGCCAAAUUCGCUGAAGACUUCUGCGCCGAAGUAAGCAAGAUGACGGGCCAGCAGUUUAUCACUGCCCCAAACAAAAUGGAAGCUAUAUCCGCCAACGACGCCUUGGUCUUUGCGUCUGGCGCGCUGAAUACUCUAGCUUGCUCUCUGUUCAAAAUAGCUCAGGACAUCCGAUUCGAGGGUAGUGGGCCACGAUCUGGACUAGGAGAAUUACUCCUCCCUGAAAACGAACCUGGUAGCUCAUUUAUGCCAGGCAAAGUCAAUCCAACACAGUGCGAAUCAAUGACAAUGAUCUGUGCCAAAGUGAUCGGUAAUCAUACCGCCAUCACUCUAGGAGGACUAAGCGGACAAUUCCAGCUGAAUGCGUUCAAGCCUUUGAUCAUAUCAGAUUUUUUGCAUUCUGUGCGUCUGCUAGGUGAUGGAAUGCGCAGUUUUCGCAAGAACCUGUUGGUGGACUUACAAGCGGAUCGUAAAAGGAUCAAGCAGCUUUUAGAUCAGAGUCUUAUGCUCGUGACGUGUUUGCAACCACAUAUUGGGUACGAUAUGGCUUCGAAGGUAGCACAUCAUGCUCACAAGAGAGAUUUGACAUUGAAAGAAGCUGCUCUAGAGCUGAGUGCUUUGAGUGCCGAAGAUUUCGAUCGAUAUGUGAGGCCAGAGCUGAUGAUCAGGCCUUCGAAUGAGCCAUCAUAG
Molecule: messenger RNA, 1428 nt
Organism: Lithohypha guttulata
Lineage: Eukaryota; Fungi; Ascomycota; Eurotiomycetes; Chaetothyriales; Trichomeriaceae
Product: fumarase fum1
Exons: 2
Coding region: 1-1428 (475 amino acids)
Biological process (GO): tricarboxylic acid cycle; fumarate metabolic process; malate metabolic process
Cellular component (GO): mitochondrion; tricarboxylic acid cycle heteromeric enzyme complex
Molecular function (GO): fumarate hydratase activity
Source: RefSeq, a predicted model, not a curated record